Exophiala aquamarina CBS 119918 is the source of this 771-nucleotide messenger RNA. RefSeq lists its product as uncharacterized. The record is from RefSeq and is a predicted model, not a curated record. Gene Ontology annotation, biological process: siroheme biosynthetic process. Gene Ontology annotation, molecular function: protoporphyrin ferrochelatase activity; precorrin-2 dehydrogenase activity. Bases 1 to 771 code for a protein of 256 amino acids. Lineage: Eukaryota; Fungi; Ascomycota; Eurotiomycetes; Chaetothyriales; Herpotrichiellaceae. The transcript is spliced from 2 exons.
AUGCCCAAUAAGUAUCCUGAGAUCCAGGGAGGAGGCUCCUUGAUCCUAGCAUGGCAGAUCAGGAACAAGCAAGUCCUAGUCAUUGGCGGCGGUGAGGUUGCCGCUGGACGCAUUGUCAACCUCCUCAAUGCGGAUGCGAAAGUGACCGUUGUAUGCCCACGCGCUGGACUCAACGAAGAGGUGGCAUACAGGGUCGAACGCGGCCAGGUUAACCACAUCGAUCGAAUCUUUUUGCCCCUCGAUCUCGAACCAAACAAGAACGUCGCAAUGGUCUUGACAGCUAUUGAUGACCCUGAAGCAUCAACACGCAUAUGGAAGUAUUGCAAGGAACUCAGAGUCCCUGCCAACAUAGCCGAUGUGCCCCCAGAGUGUGACUUCUACUUUGGCAGCGUCCAUCGUGAUGGGCCCUUGCAGAUUAUGGUGUCCACCAAUGGCAAUGGACCUAGAAUGGCUGCAGCCAUCCGCCGACAAAUAGGCCAGAUGCUCCCGGUAGGCACCGGAGACAGCAUUAAAAAGGUUGGCGAACUUCGACGGAAACUCCGCAGAGUUGCCCCGGGGAAGAGCACACGUGACAUCAACAAGAGGAUGGGUUGGAUGAGUGAGGUAUGUGAUAAGUGGAAUGCCGAUGAUUUCAAUGCAAUGGAUGAGGCAGACAUGCAAGCAUUAGUGGAGUACUAUGACACUGGCAAGGUUCCCAGUUUUGAGGACAUUCGAAUCAAGCCCCGGGAAGAUGUGGUAUGGGAAUUUGAUGGAUCUUUUGGAUGGGUGUAA